Molecule: messenger RNA, 1457 nt
Organism: Thermothelomyces thermophilus ATCC 42464
Lineage: Eukaryota; Fungi; Ascomycota; Sordariomycetes; Sordariales; Chaetomiaceae
Exons: 5
Coding region: 99-1457 (452 amino acids)
Biological process (GO): deadenylation-independent decapping of nuclear-transcribed mRNA; deadenylation-dependent decapping of nuclear-transcribed mRNA; positive regulation of catalytic activity
Cellular component (GO): P-body
Molecular function (GO): enzyme activator activity; mRNA binding
Source: RefSeq, a predicted model, not a curated record
CACCUUGCCUUAGCAAUUCGCUCAAUUAUUCAAGUGCUACUACAACCGGCCUGUCAGAAUCUGGAAGGGACCGUUCGAUCACUCUUCUGACCACGAGUAUGAGCCGAUCUACCCCCCGCAAGGCGCGGCACCGCCAUCACGCGAGCAACAGCGGUCCCCGCCAAGUGGUCGCCUCGGACUACGAGUCCGACGCUGCGCAGUACAUGGAGAACCGCGAAUCGCUGCCGUCUUCGAACCCGCAGCCCGCCCGUGACAACACCGAGCUCAGUCUGCGGGUCCUGCGCCGCUAUCAACCGAGCAUCCGGUCGAUCCUCUCCAUCGCCGCCAACGCCGUAGCCUACAAUUUCCUCGAGUCUACACAAGGGUGGGAGAAGCACGGCGCCGAAGGCACCAUGUUCGUCUGCGAGCAGGAGCCGUUUGUCUCGCACACUGGCGAGGUGGUGCCUCGCGUGUGCGUCUUUGUGCUCAACCGCCGCAGCAUGGAGAAUCUGGAAAUCGACCUCUUGAGAGUGACGGACUGCGAAGUGGUCGGGGAGCUGAUCGUUUUUCGGCUGGAGGAUGAUGCCACAGGGACCAAUAUCCAGGGGGAAGAGGGGGCAGCGGCUAAAAAGAUCCUCGGACUCUGGAUUCACGCCGACGAGACCAACACGCGGGAGGUGCACGCAAGCCUGAUCCUGGGCGCCUGGCAGCAGGGCCGCCAAGCCCUAGGUUCGUACCUCCAGGCCACGACGGCUACUGCACCGGGAAAUGGCGCGUUUGCUCCAGAUGUCCAGGCUUCUAUGGCGCCCGGGGGCAGCUCCGUUGCUGGCAAGCGCAAUCGGGACAACAUGCCAACUCCCACAGACGGUGACGAUGCCAUCGCCUCCGCUGUGAAAAGACAGUUGACCCUUGUCUCGUCAUUCCAAGGAUGGUUGGCUCGAAACAUCGGGGCCGACGGAGAUCGCAAUGACAUCAUCGCCAGGGUCCAAAAGCGGCUAGACAGCUACCGGCAGUGGCUUGAUGCUGGACAUGCGUUGGAGAGGCCAUCUGAAGAUUCUGAGCCCUGGACCAUGAGCGUUCAGGUUACCUCUGGGAGUGACGAUUCGGAGCAUGUGAUAGUGGUCACUGGGCCAGGAUCGGGUGAUCCUAUUCGAAUUAUCGCAAAGGAUGACUCGGAGCUCAAGUACCUAAUCAGCGACAGCUACCUAGGGCACAUGACGAAAAUCUGCCACGCCUUUGCCAAAGCGCAGGAUACCUUGCGAACACUACUUCGCACCGUCAGGGAAUUAGACGAAGAAACAUCCCAUCUAAGCCAACCAGCGGAAAUUACUGUCCGAACAUAUAUUCGCAGUCUCCAAGAGUACAACGACAUCAAGGAUAUUGGACAACAGCUUGUCGGCCUCAUCGCUGAGAACCGGGGUGUCCCAGUUCGGUCCCUCUACGAAGCGGGCGAGUUUGGCCUCAGCUUUCCACAGUAG